GACACCGUAAAAGCCGGUAUACACAGUAAAAUAUAAAGUUAUGUUAAGUUUCGCAGCAGUAAAGUAAAGCGACCGUUGGUUUAAAAAGCGACCGUUAGUUUAAAACCAGGGGGCCAGUUGGGCUCGAGGUAGAGGGCGUGGUUUCGAGCUCUGACGUCUCUGUGUUUACGUCGAGCCGAGCAGCAGACGGUCACUACGGUAACCUGACAGCCUUUAAACAGUGGACAGAAACGCGUGUCGUAGUGUCACCCCGGCCUGGGUGCCAUGGUCCUCAGUUACACAUGAGCUCUACUAUGUGGUACAUCAUGCAAAGCAUUCAAAGUAAAUACUCAUUGUCUGAGCGGCUCAUCCGCACCAUCGCAGCCAUUCGCUCAUUCCCACACGACAACGUGGAGGAUCUCAUUCGCAAGGGAGCUGAUGUGAACCGGAUGCAUGGCACACUGAAGCCCCUGCACUGUGCCUGUAUGGUCGCUGAUGCUGACUGUGUGGAGCUGCUGUUGGAGAAGGGCGCAGAGGUGAAUGCUCUGGAUGGAUAUAACCGUACAGCGCUGCACUAUGCAGCAGAGAAGGAUGAGAGCUGCGUGGAGCUGCUGCUGGAGUAUGGGGCCCUGCCAAACGCCCUGGACGGCAAUAAGGACACUCCACUUCACUGGGCCGCCUUCAAAGAUAACCCAGAGUGUGUGCGGGCCCUGCUGGAGAACGGGGCCUGUCCCAAUGCCAGGGACUACAACAAUGACACGCCUUUGAGCUGGGCAGCAAUGAAGGGCAACCUGGAGAGUGUCAAAGUGCUAUUAGACUACGGAGCCCAGGUCCACGUGACCAACCUGAAGGGCCAGACCCCUAUCUCCCGACUGGUUGCCCUGUUGGCCCGGGGCCUGGGCACUGAACAGGAGGAGGAGUGCCUAGAGCUGCUGUGCCGGGCAGCAGGGCGGUUUGAGAUCCGACGGGCUGAUGGCACCCUUCCCAGGGAGCUGAGUAAGGAUCCCCAGCUGCUGGCGAGGCUGACCAACAUGGUGGCUCAUGCUCCCACGCUGCGCUCUCUGGCACGCUGCGCUGUCCGUCAGAGUCUCGGAGUCCAGUUCCUCCCCACGGCUGUAAAAGAGCUUCCUUUACCAGAGACGAUCAAAGACUAUUUACUGCUGAGAGACUGAGCUGAUGAAACCACUGGGGAGCUCUCAGACCUCACUGGCUGAUUAUUAGACAGCUCAUCACAGCAUUUAUUGGCGAGGAAGUGUCUCCGUUGAAUUAUUGGAUAUUGUCUGACAGUGGCCCUCAUUUAUCAAACCUUGCAAAUGAGUACAGAUUUAUGCCCCAGGAGAGAUGUUCAAACCUCUCCAAGUCUUUUUUUUAUCAUGUAGUAGUUGGAUAACAUCUAAAUGAGCAGACUGCACCAGUCCAUGUUUAUAUUGUUUAAAAACAGCUAAGAAAGUAUGCAUGUUUUGGUAACUCUAGUCUGGCCUGUUAAAAAAGUCUCAGUCCACCCUGCAUGCAGUACAGAAAGAACCUAUAACAUCAGGGUUGUUGGAAUUCAUCAAAGGGAUUGAUCUGAAGCUAGUUGUGUUCGAUCAUCCAGCUGAGAGCCAGAGCAUCUUUGACAUUUUAAAUAUAUGAAUUUUUCAUAUGCAAAAUUUACAAUAAGUAUAUUAAAUGUUGCAUUUUAAUUCAUUUUAAAUACCAUGUUAUUAUGUUUUGUCACAGAGCAUGUGGAAAAUCUUAAAUGUUGAGUUUGGUGGUAAAAUAAAUGUAUGCUCAUUGUAAGAUUAAAUUUAAAUGUAAGAUUUAUGAAUGAGGGCUAAUGUCUAUCGAUGCUGUCAGAGGGUGCCGUUCCUGAAGUAGGAGCAAACGUUACGUAGUAUAUAUGAUAGUUGGAGUCGCCGUCUUUCUCUCAAUGACGUCCCAGUGAACUCACAAUGCAAUCAUUUUUGCUAUACCAACGAAAAAGAAAAGAAAAAAAUAGCUUACACUUUGACUAGAACAGAAAAGAUUGUGCCAGAUGGGAACAGUUUUAUUUGUUAUUUGUAGAAUAUUAUUAUUGGUUUCACAAAAUGUGCCAGGCACACAACCUCCAUCUAGCCCUCUGAAAAUGUUCAGCGCUGAUAAAAGUGAUGUCAACAUGGCUGCUGUCAUAUGCGAUUUACUAUUUAUUUGGGCUUUAUUUUAAAGAAGGAUGCUGUUGCCAAGGAGGAAUAAAAUGUUCUUUUUUUUUUUUUUUUUUACAGUGGAUCUUUUCAGUCUUAACUUGCAAAAGUUUGGCUUUUCAAAGGUGCUUCCCAGUUGUCCAAAUUUUUGCAGCAUAUGUUUAAAAAAUACUUUAUUUUAAAUUAAAUGUUUAGAUGUUAGAAACAUGAAAUGGCAUGAUUACUAAGUUUUUGUCCUUGAAAGAUUCGCUAAAUAAGCUUUCUAAGUGUAUUUAGGUUUGUUAUGGUAUCUGUUUGAAAUCUGACCAUUUCUGUGCUUGAUUUUGUUUGCUGUAAAAUUAAUUAACCCCUUAGAUAAUGUCUUGUGUACACCUGCAAAAGUGCUUUUUUCUUUGUCAAUGAAAGUAAAUGCCUUUAUAUUCAAUUCA
Molecule: messenger RNA, 2566 nt
Organism: Sebastes umbrosus (honeycomb rockfish)
Lineage: Eukaryota; Metazoa; Chordata; Actinopteri; Perciformes; Sebastidae
Gene: asb8
Product: ankyrin repeat and SOCS box containing 8
Exons: 4
Coding region: 282-1151 (289 amino acids)
Biological process (GO): intracellular signal transduction
Molecular function (GO): protein binding
Source: RefSeq, a predicted model, not a curated record